This is a messenger RNA of Aspergillus puulaauensis, 903 nucleotides long. RefSeq lists its product as uncharacterized. The coding region runs from base 1 to 903 and encodes 300 amino acids. NCBI's taxonomy places the organism in Eukaryota, Fungi, Ascomycota, Eurotiomycetes, Eurotiales, Aspergillaceae. The record is from RefSeq and is a predicted model, not a curated record. Gene Ontology annotation, molecular function: oxidoreductase activity, acting on the CH-OH group of donors, NAD or NADP as acceptor. The transcript is spliced from 3 exons. Gene Ontology annotation, cellular component: cytoplasm.
AUGGCGCAGUAUACCAAGGGACUUAUCCCAGACUCACUCAAAAACAAAGUCAUUGUCUUGACAGGUGGCGCAAAUGGCAUCGGAGCAAGUCUGGUGGAAUAUGCUUGCCAGAAUGGAGCAUAUGUAUGCUUUGGUGACCUCGCAGUUGAGGCCGGCGAGGCAAUUGCAAAAGUAGUGAAUGGGAAUUCCUCUCCACCCCAGGCACUUUUCGUUAAGACCAAUGUGACAAGCUACGACUCCGUCCUAAAUCUCUUUGACAAGGCGAUGGAGACAUAUGGCCGCAUCGAUCACGCCGUUGCAGGCGCGGGGAUCACCGAGGUCGGGAACGUAUUUGACCCUGCAUUAGAUAUACAGUCUAUCCGGAAGGCCCCUACUACAAAAGUCCUCGAUGUAAACCUCACGGGAUGUCUCUAUGUGACUCGCAUCGCUAGUGUCUAUCUCCGCCAGAACCGGCCGGAUAAUACCGACCGCUCGAUAAUCCUGGUCUCCUCUGUGGCGGGCUUUAAAGAAUCACCCGGGCUUUUUAUCUAUCAAGCUUCUAAGCAUGGUGUGCUAGGUCUUAUGCGUGCCCUGCGGCUAUAUCUAUGUUCACCAGCGCACAGGAUUAGAAUUAACUGUAUCUGUCCGUGGAUGACGACGACCGGAAUGGUGAAAGGGAUUCAGGAUAGAUGGUUUAAGGCGGAGUUGCCGGUGAAUACGCCUCUGGAUGUGGCGAAGGUUAUAGCGAAUGUACUAGGGGAUAAGGAGUUGAAUGGGCAGGCCAUGUAUAUUGAGGGAGGAAGGGCUUGGGAGAUUGAGGCGAAUAUCAACAGAUUAGAGCCGCAGUGGUUGGGUGAGGAGCCUAGUCGCUCGUUGGCGAGAGGGCAAGAGGUUUUGGGAUCUGGGGAGGGGUGGACGGAGUAA